Molecule: messenger RNA, 1668 nt
Organism: Blepharisma stoltei
Lineage: Eukaryota; Ciliophora; Heterotrichea; Heterotrichida; Blepharismidae
Source: the annotation of a GenBank genome assembly
AUGGUAGUGGAUGUAUCUCACUCAUUAUCAAUGAGCGCCUUUAAUCGCAUGGGAAGGCUGCUUUAUGAUAUUGGUUUAUGCUCGGACUAUGCCCGAACAAUUGACAGACAAGCAAUUUCAAGAUCACAGCCCUCAUCCCUUGCUGAAAAUUUAGAAUUCUUUUCCAAUAUAAUGCAAGACCUCGAAAUUAUCCAAAAAUAUUUAUUGAGCGAUUUCAGUAAAUGGUCAUACUGCUCAAGCUCAGAUAUUUUAAUACAACCAUAUAUUCCUAUAUGGCUUUUUCAUGAAGAUCAAUUUAAUAUUAUUUAUGAAAAUCUUUAUGACACUGUUUCAAGAUUUAUCGUUACUGGAAAUUCAUUUAUAUCUGAAAUAAAAUCAAAUAUAACUCAUGAAGAUAAUGCAAAAUUUUUAAUAAUGAAUGGACUAGGAUAUACAUGGGACUAUUUAAAUAUGACAAUGACUGGAAUUGUAGAUUGCGAAGUAAAUAGAGUGAAAUCAACUGGAAUCAAUAUAAAGGCACUUUUAUAUGCAGGAUUUUCAGCAUUAGGAGCUUUGGUUUUAAUUGUGAUUGGAUUUAUAAUUCUUGUGUCAAGAAAACAUGAUGAGUAUUGAAAUUUUAUAUUAAAUAAUGCCCAGCCAUCUCUUGCUAAAUUAAAAAUUGCUUGUAUUGAGAGGCUUAUUACAGCUCACGGAGUAGAUUAUUCAUCUGAAACAGCUAAUACAUCUAGGAUUAUUAACUCUUCUAUAAAUAAGAAUUAUUUAAGGGAUAUGAUUUUAAAAUAUGAUUAUCAUAAAAAAUUGAUUUGGGCCAUCAAGUUGCUUGAGAAGCAGUUAUAGGCAUUAUUAUUUAUAAUCCGUUUAUCAUAAAUUAAUAAAUAAUUCUAAUUUUAAAAAAAAUAAAUUAGAAAAAUAUUUUCUUUUCACCAGGGUAAUAAGAAAAAAAUAAAAACAAAAAUUUAUAUAGGCUACAUGAUAAGACUCAUGAUUUUUUUAGGAAUCGGCGCUUCUUAUUAUUUAUUGUUGGAACUAUAUUUAUACCCUAAAUGCGAAACUAUGAUGAUAAACAGACCUAAAUUUAUAAAUUCAUUUAACCUCAAGCGUUCUCUUCUAUCAAGACUGCUUAUUUUUUCAAGAGAUAUUUAUUCCCCUUAUUUUACCGACAUUUUUAACAAAAAUUACGAAUUUCCAAGCUCAAAAAUUAUGUUAGAAUCAACAGCAAUAACCCUAUAUCAGCAAGUAAAACUCUUAAGAAACCAUGAAUUUAUGGACUUAAUGUCAGACGAGUUAAAAUCUCGAGCAUUUGAACAUGAGACAAAUUCCAUCCUAGAUUUUUCUCAAUAUGGGAUUGAGAAUGCUAUUAUAAGCCUAAUUAAUGAAAUUAUCAGUAUUUCUCAUAUUGAAAAUCUACCAAGUUUUGUCCUUCCGAUUUUAGUCACUUAUUCUGUAGCAAUACAAACAGAAAUUGGACAGGAAUUUGAUUUAGCUGAUAGAGACUCAAAAAGAUUUAUAGAGGAUGAGCUUAAGAUUAUUAUUGAUGUCAUGAUUAUUUAUUCAUCAGCUAUGUGUGCGCUAUUUUUCUUUUAUUAUUUGCCAUACUUGAAUUACGAAAUCAAUAAACUGAAAAAAUUUGCAAUAUUACCAGUAAUUUUGUCAAUGGAAGCAGAGUAG